UUAUACAUUACUGAAUCAGUGCAGGAGGAACCUGGAGGGACAAAGCAGCAUCUUCUCUUUGAACUGCACUGUAAAAUCCGACAGCUCUCCUAGCCCAGCCAUGCUCUGAUACAAUUUUUUCUCUCCUUUUUCCCCUCGAUUUUGGUGCGAAUGAUAAAGUGAUCUGAUGAUGGCUCUCGUUAUGGAACCUAUUAGCAAGUGGACGCCCAAGCAAGUAGUGGAUUGGAUGAAAGGCCUGGAUGAUUGCCUCCAACAAUACAUCAAGAACUUUGAGAGGGAGAAGAUCAACGGGGAGCAGCUGCUGCACAUCACGCACCAGGAGCUGGAGGAGCUGGGGGUGACCCGCAUCGGCCACCAGGAGCUGAUCCUGGAAGCCGUGGAUCUGCUCUGUGCACUGAAUUAUGGUUUGGAGACUGAAAACCUGAGGACUCUGUCUCACAAGCUGAAUGCCUCGGCCAAAAACCUUCAGAACUUUAUAACGGGUCGGAGGAGGAGUGGCCACUACGAUGGCAGAGCCUCCAGACGGCUGCCAAAUGAUUUCCUUACCUCUGUAGUCGACCUGAUUGGUGCUGCCAAGAACUUACUCGCCUGGCUGGACAGGUCUCCGUUUGUCAGCGUGACAGAAUAUUCCCUGCUGAAAAACAACAUUGUUCAACUGUGCCUGGAACUAACAACCAUUGUGCAACAGGAUUGUACGGUGUAUGAAACAGAAAAUAAAAUUCUUCAUGUGUGUAAAACCCUCUCUGGGAUUUGUGACCACAUCAUUUCCCUCUCCUCUGACUCUCUGGUGUCCCAGUCAGCACACCUCGAGGUCGUUCAUCUCACCAGCAUCAUGCCCAGUGAGGGCUUGGGAAUGUAUAUCAAAUCAACAUAUGAUGGACUACAUGUAAUCACAGGAACAACAGAAAAUUCUCCUGCUGACCAGUGUAAGAAAAUCCAUGCUGGGGAUGAGGUGAUCCAGGUCAACCACCAAACUGUGGUUGGCUGGCAGUUAAAGAACCUUGUAAAUGCACUGUGGGAAGACCCAAACGGAGUGAUUUUAACCUUGAAGAAACGUCCUCAGAACACCCUGGUUUCUGCUCCUGCCCUGCUGAAGAAUGUGAGGUGGAAGCCUCUGGCACUGCAGCCUGUGAUUCCAACCAGCCCCACGAGCAGCUCUACAACCCCAACGAGCACCAUGGGCAUGUCCUCAAAAAUGGACAACUCUGCACUCCAGGAUGUUUUCAUUCUCUCCCCUAUGUCAGGACUUUAUGGCCCCAGGGAUGAAAUUGGGAUCGUGUCUUGUGACGACAUCAGCAAAUUUGGGAAGUCUGGGAUGAAAGGCUCUGAGUCUCCCAACUAUUUCCUGGAGCACGAGAGUGGGAAGUUCUACACGCUGGUGGAAGGGGAAGGUCACCCUGGGGGCUCUGAGUACGACAGGAGCAGAGCCACAGGCGUCAGGAGAAGGGAGAAAACCCCCACUCAUGGAGAUUUGAGGCCAGUUUCGAUGCCUACUGAGUACAGCUGGAUAGGGGAGUCCAAGGAACAGAACAUGUACAAGAGGGGAAGCAGAGACUCUGAGAAUUCUCUGCUGCGAUACCUGAGCGAUGACAAGAUCCUGGUGAUCCAGGAGGAGCCUCUGGCGCAGAAGGACAACAAAAGGGACACGGGCAGGAGGUCCAGGAAAAAGGGCAGAGGAGCAGGGAACCCCAGCUACCCCAUCAGCCCCUCGGUGCUGGCCCCCAGCAUGAGCAGCAGGCUGGAGCCAGGGCAGCAGGACGUGCUCAGCUUCUCGCUGGCAGAGAGCAACACCGUGCCCCUGUACCAUAGAGCAGGGGAUACAGUCAGUGGAGAUACUGAAAGAUAUGCAAGUUCUGCCAUUGACCAUCCAGGAAACACAUCCAUGAGGAAGUCAUUCCAUUACGCUUCCCUCAGGGUAAAAAGCAGAAAAUGGUCAAAAGGGAGUUCCCUCUCCAGCGUGAGCAGGAGACGAAUUUCCUGCAAGGACCUGGGGCACGGCGACUGCGAGGGCUGGCUCUGGAAGAAAAAGGAUGCCAAAGGUUAUUUCACCCAGAAAUGGAAAAAGUACUGGUUCAUUCUGAAGGAUUCCUCCUUGUACUGGUACACAAACCAGAAUGAUGAAAAAGCAGAAGGAUUCAUUAGUUUACCCGAGUUCAGGAUAGACAGAGCAAUUGAAUGCAGACGAAAACAUGCCUUCAAAGCAUGUCACCCCAAAAUAAAGAGCUUCUACUUCGCAACCGACUGCCUUGAAGAGAUGAACAGAUGGAUGAAUCGUUUGGGUCUCGCAGCAAUUGGUUACACACCUGAUGACAAGGAUAUUCACCCAGAUGAAGAUUACUGGAGCGAAAGCGACCAGGACGACAUGGACGGCUCGCUGACCCUGAAGCAGGAGGGCUCCUCCACGCUGUGUGACACCUACCACCGCACCCCCUCAGUGAACUCUUCAAGUCCAUUCCCUGAAGCCAAACAAGGUCGACACUUUUCCAGCGAAUCGACGUAUUCGCACUCGUCUGCCGAGGACUCGCGGCAGGACGCAGCGGGCAGCAGCCACUCCUCGGGGUGCAGGCCUCCCUACCGAGAGCGGCGCUCCUGGCAGGACCUGAUAGAGACCCCCCUAACCAGCUCAGGGCUGCAUUUCCUCCAGACUGUCCCUCCGGAGGCGGAGUACGUGAGCGGCCGGCCCGGGAUGUCACCGGACAGACGGAGACAAGCCACGCUGCCCGUCCAGAGGCGCCACAAUUUUGAGCAGGAUGGGCCCUUUCCUCUGGUGGAAUGUCCAAGGGGACACAGCUCCCACGGGCGGCCCCAGAAACAGCGCAGCCAAAGCCUUCCCCGAAACAGAGACGUCCGCGGGAAGGGACGCGUAAAAUCCAUCGAGGGGAUCGAUGACAACCUGGACGAGACGGUUCCCAUUAGAAGGCACAAUAGUUUCUGUGCAGAAGAAAACAUAAAAGAUAUUGAAGAAGUCACAGAUGGUCUGCAGGAGCUCUACAGAACUCUGGAAGAAGCCAGUCUGUCAGCUUUUGGAGAGCAGCGUCCCUCCACCAAGCAGGAGUUCCGCAAGUCCUUCGUGAUGCGAUGUAACGACCCCGUGAUCAACGAAAAGCUGCACCACAUCCGAGUCCUCAAGAGCACUUUAAAAGCAAAGGAAGGGGACCUCACAGUUAUCAACAGCCUUCUGGAUGAUCCCAACCUAACAUCCAAGAAGUUCAAAGAUUGGAAAUUAAAGAACUAUGAGUUUUUCCUGGACAUUUGUGAGUACAGUGCUGCUGGGAAGUCUCAAAACGGAGCCUCUGAACUGGCAAGCUCAGCCCCAAUGCUGACACACACACACUCCUUCAUCGAGACUCACGUGUGACAGGAGCCUCAGCCUGGGUCACUGCUGGGUGCCCGGACAGAUGCAGUCAGACAAACACUGGUGAAUUUAUUACUGAGGUACUCAGCAGUACUGUAUAUACUUGGGUAAGAGAAUAGUGCCACAGGAUGCCUACUACAUUGCAUGAU
Messenger RNA from Ficedula albicollis (Collared flycatcher), 3504 nucleotides. RefSeq names its product connector enhancer of kinase suppressor of ras 2-like. Gene Ontology annotation, cellular component: cytoplasm; membrane. The transcript is spliced from 24 exons. Gene Ontology annotation, biological process: regulation of signal transduction. NCBI's taxonomy places the organism in Eukaryota, Metazoa, Chordata, Aves, Passeriformes, Muscicapidae. Gene Ontology annotation, molecular function: protein binding. Bases 167 to 3358 code for a protein of 1063 amino acids. The record is from RefSeq and is a predicted model, not a curated record.